AAUUAACAUCCUUGGUUACAAUGAAUGUUGUUCGAACUUCUUUGACUUUGUAGUGCGACGUAUAAACAAAACAAAAUAACACAUGUUGCUUGCUGUUAAGUUGCAGUGAUCGUGGGUGUGGAUGAGUAAAGAAGAAAUCCGUGGACUGGAAAAGUAUACAAACAGCAAUAUGGCUACUGAUGUUCUGGGAUUUGUUGAUCCUGAAGCAGCUAAUACUGAUGAUGAAAGUGAAGCAACAUUUAAAAAAAAGGGAGGAGGGUCCAAAAAGUCAGGAGGCUUCCAGUCCAUGGGAUUGUCGUACACAGUUUUAAAAGGAAUAAAAAAACGAGGAUACAAGAUUCCGACACCAAUUCAGAGAAAGACAAUACCAUUGGUUCUAGAAGGUAGAGAUGUCGUUGCAAUGGCUAGAACAGGUAGCGGUAAAACAGCUUGUUUCCUUAUACCAUUGUUUGAGAAACUCAAAAUGAGAACUGCAAAGACUGGGGCGAGAGCUUUAAUUCUUUCUCCAACACGAGAAUUGGCUCUGCAGACCCUGAAAUUCAUUAAAGAACUUGGCCGUUUCACUGGUCUGCAGGCAGCUGUUAUUUUAGGUGGUGACUCAAUGGAAAGUCAAUUUAGUGCAAUUCAUGGUAACCCUGAUAUAAUAGUCGCUACUCCUGGGCGACUGCUGCAUAUUUGUGUUGAAAUGGAACUGAAAUUAAACAGUGUCGAGUAUGUUGUGUUUGAUGAAGCUGACAGAUUAUUUGAAAUGGGAUUUGGCGAGCAACUCAGAGAAAUUGUGAAUCGCCUUCCAGAGUCUCGUCAGACGCUUCUGUUCUCAGCGACUCUUCCAAAAGUGCUAGUUGAGUUUGCUAAAGCUGGUCUUUCAGACCCAGUUCUCUUACGAUUAGAUGUUGAAUCUAAGUUACCGGAUAGUCUGACGCUUGAAUUUAUUUGUUGUCGUUCAGAUGACAAAUCUGCAGCCUUGCUUUGCCUGCUGAAGCACGUAAUUAAAUUAGAAUCACAAACUGUACUAUUUGCUGCAACAAAACACCAUGUGGAAUAUUUACAUAUGUUACUUGAUAAGGCAGGAAUAUCAAACACUUACAUAUACUCCAAUCUUGAUCCAUCUGCUCGGAAGAUAAAUGCAGCAAAAUUUCAGUGUGGUAAAGUAUCAGUCCUUAUUGUGACUGAUGUAGCUGCAAGAGGCAUUGACAUACCACAGUUGGACAAUGUAAUCAAUUACAACUUCCCAGCAAAAUCAAAAUUGUUCAUCCAUAGAGUGGGACGUUGUGCAAGAGCUGGUCGCAGUGGAACAGCUUACUCCUUGGUUGCUGCAGAUGAAUAUGCGUAUUUAAUGGACCUUCAUCUCUUUCUUGGAAAGCCACUUCAGGAAGAUUUUCACAUUGGACGCAUUCCGCAAGAUCUUUUGGAGGAAGAGCAAACCAAUUUACUUAGCUGGCAUGAAAAUUCAGUUGAUCUGUCUAACAUGAAGCGGGUGUGCAGUAACGCGUACAAGCAGUAUCUUCGUUCACGUCCUGGCGCAUCAACAGAGAGUAUGAAGAGAAUAAAAGAAAUUAAUUGGGACACAUUUCAUUAUCAUCCUUCAUUUUCAUUUGGAGACAAAACAGAGGCUGAGAAAAUAUCUUUCCUAACUGAAAUGAAAAAGUACAGGCCAAAUGGGACUGUGUUUGAGAUAGGACACAAUUCAACUUCCAUUGUUUAUAAAGUCAUGAAAACAGCACGCAUGAAGCAUCGUGAAGCAAUAGAAAACUAUAAAAGGAAACAUUCAGAAACAGAACAGGAGAAUUCAGAAAAUUUAUCUAAGGUACCAGUAACUUCAUUGCCAUCUAGUAAUGCUGAAGACAUCAAGGAUACCUUCCACGAUGUAAUAGGCCCAAGGAAAUUUUCGUUGCAAUCGUUGUAUGAACCCAAGAAAAAGAAAAGAAAAGUGGCAGUUGAUAAAGAUAACUACAUUCCUUAUUUUGCACCAGAUCAGCACACUGAAAAGGGUCUUUCUGUAAAUAACUUUCAGUCAGAAGCGUCAAAAUUUCAGCUGGAUUUGACAGCAGACAAUGAAGAUUCCCUGAAAUUGCAGAAAAAACUGAUGCGUUGGGAUCGAAAGAAGAAGAAAAUGGUUGGUGUGGAUCAGGGAACAAAAGCUGGCAAGAUACGCACCGAAUCUGGAGCCUGGAUACCCGCAACUUAUAAAAGCAACAGGUACUCGCAGUGGAAAGAGAGAAGCAAAAUAUCUCAGCAGGAUGAACAAGAUGAUGACACAGAUGAAGAUUCCAAAAACAGGCCUACUAAAGGACUGAAAGCUGUUCCGAGCACUCACUGGGGUCGUCACAAUAUGAAGGUACAAGAAAAAAUGAGACGAUCAGAACUCAAGAAACCUGAACAGAUCUUGAAAGCCAGAAUGUUGCAAGAGAAAAAGAAAAAGAAAUAUCGUAAGAAGAAAUCUAAGAGGCGUCAUUAAUAUCUUGUAUCACAUGUAUAUAAGAGAUUCGUUUGCAAUCUGUAAAAUGGAUAUCGAUUCAGUAAAAGAUGUUUAAGGUUAUUAAAGUUAAAA
Schistocerca serialis cubense is the source of this 2551-nucleotide messenger RNA. RefSeq names its product ATP-dependent RNA helicase DDX54. The transcript is spliced from 14 exons. Gene Ontology annotation, cellular component: nucleus. NCBI's taxonomy places the organism in Eukaryota, Metazoa, Arthropoda, Insecta, Orthoptera, Acrididae. The record is from RefSeq and is a predicted model, not a curated record. Bases 122 to 2458 code for a protein of 778 amino acids. Gene Ontology annotation, molecular function: RNA helicase activity; RNA binding; ATP binding.